AUGGCCUCCCGGAUCGCCUGCGGCCCAACGGCAGCCGCGACCUCCGGCAGGGCCGCGGGCACCCCAUCCCGCCCCCCCGCCGCCUGCAGGCUGCUGAUCGCCGGCCGCAUCAAAUCGAUCAGCGGCGCUCCCCUGCCGUGGGCCGCAUCCUCCCGGCCCGAUCGGCGCCGGUGCGCCGGCAGGGUGGCCGUGACGGCCAGCUGCCCCCCGCUGGUGGGCAACGCAGCCGCGGACUUCACCGCGCAGGCGGUGUUCGACCAGGAGUUCGUGGAGCUGAGCCUGAGCCAGUACCGCGGAAAGUACGUGGUGCUGUUCUUCUACCCGCUGGACUUCACCUUCGUCUGCCCCACGGAGAUCACGGCCUUCUCGGACCGCCACGCCGAGUUCAAGGACCUGAACUGCGAGGUCCUGGGCGUCAGCGUAGACUCCCAAUUUUCCCAUUUGGCGUGGAUCCAGACGCCUAGGAAUGAAGGGGGGCUGGGAGAUUUGGAGUACCCGCUGGUGUCCGACCUCAAGCGCGAGAUCUCCACCGCCUACAACGUGCUUUCCGAGGAGGGGGUGGCGCUGCGGGGGCUGUUCAUCAUAGACAAGGAGGGCGUGGUGCAGCACGCGACCAUCAACAACCUGGCCUUCGGCAGGAACGUGGACGAGACGCUGCGGACACUGCAGGCGAUCCAGUACGUGCAGGAGAACCCGGACGAGGUGUGCCCCGCUGGCUGGACGCCCGGCGACAAGACCAUGAAGCCCGACCCAACCGGAUCCAAGGAGUACUUUGCAGCCAUCUAG
Ostreobium quekettii is the source of this 786-nucleotide messenger RNA. NCBI's taxonomy places the organism in Eukaryota, Viridiplantae, Chlorophyta, Ulvophyceae, Bryopsidales, Ostreobiaceae. The record is from the annotation of a GenBank genome assembly.